GCUGAAGAACUAUUUCACCAUUGUUUUUAAGAUCUGACGGUGUUCCAGUCUGAAUCCUGCAUCUGAUUUAUCAUUUUAUUUUUUUCAGUACUCGUGCUCCGUCUCAUCAGUGGAUUGUACCUCCUGCGUUCCCUGUAGAGACACGAUGAACAUCAGCCUGCAGCUCCCAGUAGACUAGGACCAGACAGCGCCCAGCCUUCAGCUUUUCUUCAAACACUUUACUUUGUCUUCACCGUCUGAUGGCCACCAGUCCCAGCGCCGCCCAGCCGUCCAGUAGCAUGGAAGAGUCCCACCAGCCACAACAGCCAAUCAACACGCAGCAGGACGGAGAAGUCGGCCAAGCCGCCGUGACUUCUCAGCCGGUCAGCGCAGAGCAACAAGCUCCGCCCCAGACGACACACGCUCCUGAUGCCAAACACACAGAGGCGGGCAAAGACCUGGACCACCUGACAUUCUCUCUACUAACUUCUUCUCCUCCAGGUAACGGCGUAGGCCCUGUGAGGGUCGACUCAUCUCCCACAGUGUCCUCUGUGUCGCCCAAGCUAUAUGCUAAACCAGGCAGUCAUGCUAACGGUCGGCCUGGUUUGGGCAGCCGGUCUGGCUCUUUAGCGGCGGGCUCACCGAGGCCCUCGCUCACCCGCCAGCCCAGCGCAAUCACUGAGGCCACUGUGGACGGGUCCAAACCGAGGGACUACCUGAUCCUGGCCAUCCUGUCCUGCUUCUGCCCACUGUGGCCCAUCAACAUCGUAGCCCUCACCUUCUCCGUGAUGUCCCGAAACAGUCUGCAGCAAGGCAACAUCGACGGGGCUCGCCGUUUGGGCCGCAAUGCCAUGAUUCUGUCCGUCGUCUCCAUCUUAGGAGGGAUCGCCAUCAUCGCCGCUGCGAUCGCCCUCAACUGGGGAUUGAUAUUAAAAUCCUGAUUUAAAAUCAGCUGGAAUGGCAAAAUCGAAUUCCCGACGACAACAUCCGACCGUCACGACACCGUUUCCCUCUACGAUUUUUCCUGUUCUCAAGCGCCUGCACCGGAUGAAAAACAAAUAGAUAUUUGUUCCUGUACUUUGCUGUUGUUUUUUGCUGCACGACGAGCAUGGUCUGCCUGACCCUCUACCUCCGACACGGCCGACGAAAGCCAACCACCCCCGCUCCCGCCACCGACACUCGAUUUGGAUGUGGAACGGGAGGAAAAGGGACGGAUCACCGGACGCUCAUUUCAGUCUGUGGUAGCAGCUUAUCUCCUCCACAGACCACUUUCCUCUCAUCUGCGAACAAGUGUGUCUGUUGUCAUGGAAACGGACAUCUGUCUCUACGGAAACGGGAUUAUUCUGAUCUCUAAAUGAGUUCGGCUCCAUGACACAGGGUCCAGUACUGGUGGCAAACAAAAAAUUUGAAUCUUGGUGUUUUAGCUGAACUGAAGCUUGGGGAGACGCUGCUGCUGUGAUGGUUCAACGUGAACUGAAGACGACGAACUCGAGUUUUGUACUGUGAAGUGGUGACACACACACACACAAACACACACACACACACACACAAACACACAAACAAAGCUGGACACACCUGUUGCAUUGUGGUCAUAGAGAGCUGAUAUCACAUCUCACUUUGCUGCUGUUCCACUCCACCUCUGGGACUCAAAACAUCCUCUCCUUGAGGUUUUCUGUCAUCGAUCUUCCUGAAAAAGUGUAUCUGUGUUUGAAUAUAUUUAUUACUACAUAUUCUAAUAUACAGUAAAUGACAGAC
Micropterus dolomieu (smallmouth bass) is the source of this 1734-nucleotide messenger RNA. RefSeq names its product trafficking regulator of GLUT4 1. NCBI's taxonomy places the organism in Eukaryota, Metazoa, Chordata, Actinopteri, Centrarchiformes, Centrarchidae. The transcript has 5 exons. The record is from RefSeq and is a predicted model, not a curated record. Gene Ontology annotation, cellular component: membrane. The coding region runs from base 240 to 920 and encodes 226 amino acids.